AAUGACAACUCCAUAGGUGGUACCAGGUCAGGGGAGUUCAUCUCUGCUCCCAGCAUCCCUGGGACAGUACUGAUCAACAUAGCUGACCUGAUGCAGAGGUGGACCAGUGAUGUUUUCCUCUCAGUGGUGAGACUUGCCCUUCCAUUUGACACACCUUUACCUGAUGAGAUCAUACAAGACGUUACAGGCUUAUUGCAUGUGGUAACAGAUGUGUCCAUAGGAUUUUACUGCCCCCUGCUGGAGACUGGAGCACACUGCAGUCCCUUUCAGGUCCAUAGGGUUUUACUGCCCCCUGCUGGAGACUGGAGCACAGACUGGAGUGCAGUCCCUUUCAGGUCCAUAGGGUUUUACUGCCCCCUGCUGGAGACUGGAGCACACUGCAGUCCCUUUCAGGUCCCUCCUGCUGGAGACUGGAGGGUCCCUUUAGGUCCAUGGGUGUUACUGCCCCCUGCUGGAGACUGGAGCACACUGCAGUCCCUGGCUUUCUUUGUGCAGCUUGAGGAUGAGGUCCUCAUCACCUGUUGUGACGGAUCCAACAAAUAUCCCCAGGUGAAGGCAGGGUCCCAUCUCAUCCAACACAUCAUUGACUCUUAUAGGAUGGAGCAUUACCCAUGUUAAACUAUGGAAUGAACUGUACAUUUUAUGGUGAACUUUAAUACAGAUUUACUUUAAUACAAUAAUUCCUUGAAUGUAAUUAGUUUGUUUUGUAAUGAUGUUAUUGAAACAGAAUAAGUCAGUAAUGAGGGAAUAAAUAAGUCCAGUCCAACCAUUACCUCUCUCCUCUUUCACAUCCCUCUAUCAU
Messenger RNA from Oncorhynchus masou masou (cherry salmon), 802 nucleotides. RefSeq lists its product as uncharacterized. The transcript is spliced from 3 exons. The annotation marks the transcript as partial. Lineage: Eukaryota; Metazoa; Chordata; Actinopteri; Salmoniformes; Salmonidae. The record is from RefSeq and is a predicted model, not a curated record.